CUCCCAUUUUUCCCCCUUUCUCGACACACAUUUGAAUAUUCCAGAAUUUUUGAAGUACCUAACCCUAGCCAGCGGUGGUGUCGAAGCUCUCAUCCGUUUCCAAGCUUUAUUCACGCCGUCAACAAGGUGAUCGGAAGCUCUCAUCUUGUUUCCAAGCUUUAUUCACGCCGUCAACAAGGUGAUCGGAAGCUCUCAUCCCGUUUCCAAGCUUUGAUUUUGUGUUUGGGUUGAAUCGGGUUGCUGGAAAACCACCAUAGCUACACCUACGACGUAAAAAAAACGGAGCACUUACAAAGGUACAUACUGCCCUUUCGUGGUGAGCAUAUUUGGUGGGCAUUUGAGCUUGAAUUUGUAAUUAUAUCUGUAUGCUUUGGUGUGCUAACUUCAUUAUGUGGGGUGCUUUGAUUAUCUAGCCCGACAUAAUAUGAGCCUUUGUGUUACAUCUAAUUUUGAAUUUAAUUCCAUCAUUCCCAUUGUUCUUCCGUUUUUGCUGAAUUUUUUUUGAAUGUGUGCAUAUGUAUCAUAUUGAUAGAUUAGUCAGGAACUUAUUUGGUGAUCAGCCUACCAAACAUUUUACACUACCAUUACGCCAUAGCCGCGAUGAGAACUCCAAUUAAUUCCGCUCGAUUACUGAUGAUGCUCGAAGACAUCAUGCUAUUAUACCGGGUAGAGAGCACAAUUCUCGUACAACGUUACAUCAGAGCCCGCACAAAACGUGCUAGGCGUAGGAUCAUUGAACAUGCGAGGCAGUACAGCUUGAUAAGUAAGGUCCCUCAGCAAUUGAUACACUUGGAACGACUCAUUCAUGUCACUGAUGUGGACUGCAUUCUAACUUAAGAAUGGAUCGCAACACAUUUGGGAAGUUGUGUCGCAUCCUCACUGAGCAGGGAGGUUUAUUAACAGGGAAAUGCUUAGGUAUUGAAGAACAUGUGGCGAUUUUUGUUGGUGUCUUAGCGCAUCACAAUAAAAACCGCGUUGUUCGUUUCAGUUUUUUUAGGUCUGGUUCGACAGUGUCCCAUUACAUGAACAAGGUUUUAGGGGCUGUUUUGAGUCUCCACAGAGUGUUAUUGUCGAAGCCUACACCCGUGCCUGAUGAUUGCAUUUAUCACAGAUGGAAAUGGUUCAAGGGCUGUCUCGGUGCACUCGACAGUACACACAUCAAUGUACUGGUUAGCAACAGUGACAAACCGCGUUAUCGCACGCGAAAAGGGUCUAUUGCAACGAACACCUUGGCUGUUUGCGAUCGCAAUAUGCAGUUCGUUUAUUUCCUACCUGGUUGGGAGGGGUUCGCCGGCGACUCUCGCGUACUCAGGGAUGCUGUGGCGCGACUCAACGGCCUAAGAGUUCCACAGGGCUGUUACUAUUUAUGUGACAAUGGCUACGCCAAUAGUAACGGUUUUUUGACGUCGUACAAAGGGGUUCGAUACCACCUUAAGGAAUGGGGCAUAGGGAAUGCACAGCCACAAAAUCCGAAGGAAUUGUUCAACAUGAGGCACAACAAGGCUAGGAAUGUAAUUGAGAGAGCCUUUGCUGUUUUGAAGAUGUGUUGGGGGAUAUUACGUAGUGCGUCUUUUUACCCAAUUCAAACACAAAUCAGAUUGUCUUGGGCGACGGCAUACUCGAAUGCAGAUGUGGCAGGGGGGAGAUGGAGUUGCGUCGUGCAGGGAAAACGGCAGUCAAUGCAGGAAGAUACUACUUCAAAUGUCCUGACAAACUGAACCAUGUUGGAUCAUUUCAGUGGUACGACGAGUCUAUCCGGGGGCUAGGAGGGAAAAGUGGCUUAGAAGGCCAGGGAAGAACACUUCUGGCUGAGGAACAUAGUUCUAAUGCCAACUGCAGUGCGGUCGAAUAUAAAGGCUGUGGCCAUUGCUGCCGCGCUUCAAACCCGCACGAUUUGAAGACCCUAAUGCAGCUUAGGUUCAUGGCCGUCGUGUUGGUAGUAGUAGGAAUAAUUAUAGGCAGGCUUCUGUAAACUGUCUCUUAGUCAGCACUGGGGUGCACUUUUUGUUAAUUAUGUCAGUGUAUAUGAUACUUUCUAGUGAUACUUUUGUAUUUUGACAGAUGACAUUUUGUUGUUGUAUGUAAUAUCAUCAGUAGAUGAUUCCGGUGGGUAUGAAAGGGUAUGUUUAUCUCAA
Molecule: messenger RNA, 2135 nt
Organism: Salvia splendens (bonfire salvia)
Lineage: Eukaryota; Viridiplantae; Streptophyta; Magnoliopsida; Lamiales; Lamiaceae
Exons: 5
Coding region: 840-1718 (292 amino acids)
Source: RefSeq, a predicted model, not a curated record